Telopea speciosissima is the source of this 1424-nucleotide messenger RNA. RefSeq names its product ATP-dependent Clp protease proteolytic subunit-related protein 1, chloroplastic-like. Gene Ontology annotation, molecular function: ATPase binding; ATP-dependent peptidase activity; serine-type endopeptidase activity. Bases 66 to 1250 code for a protein of 394 amino acids. The record is from RefSeq and is a predicted model, not a curated record. Gene Ontology annotation, cellular component: endopeptidase Clp complex. NCBI's taxonomy places the organism in Eukaryota, Viridiplantae, Streptophyta, Magnoliopsida, Proteales, Proteaceae. Gene Ontology annotation, biological process: protein quality control for misfolded or incompletely synthesized proteins. The transcript is spliced from 9 exons.
CUCAAUAGAUUCAGACCUCCCUCCUCAGAUAACAGCACCUUCUCUUACUCGGUACGGAGAAAACCAUGGCGACGUCUCUAAUCUCUUCUGUCGCAGCAGCUCCAGUAUCUGUCUCGUCCACCAAUGACGAUUAUCGUUCUGGUUCUGGAAUUGGCUUUCCCAGAAGUUCAUUCCUUUCUGACACUAAACUCUUCUCAGCGCCUUGUCCUUCUUUCCCCAAUUCGAGACAAAACGUUGUCCGAAGGUUUACGAUUUCCUCUGCGAGCUCAUUCGAUCACAUACCCAAAAGGUUCAGUGAAGAGAAUCUGAAAGACGGAUUGAUGGACAAUUACAAAAAUGUUCCAAAAUACCUUUAUGGUCUUAGUCCUUCACAAAUGGACAUGUUUAUGACAGAAGAUAGCCCCGUUCGGAAACAAUCAGAAAAAGUCACAGAGGAAAGCAUUUCAUCUGCAAAAAAUUAUCUUGACCACGGAGGGAUGUGGAGUUUAUCGGGAAUGAAAGAUGGGGGUCCUUCAAGGUAUAGCAUGAGCGUAAGCAUGUAUCGUGGAGGAGCCAGAGGAUACGGAAGGCCUAGAACAGCUCCUCCAGAUUUGCCUUCUUUACUCUUAGAUGCUCGGAUUUGCUAUCUUGGCAUGCCUAUAGUUCCAGCAGUAACAGAGCUUCUUGUUGCUCAACUUAUGUGGUUGGAUUAUGACAAUCCAUCGAAGCCAAUAUAUUUGUAUAUAAAUUCACCUGGGACUCAGAAUGAGAAGAUGGAGACCGUUGGAUCUGAAACAGAGGCAUAUGCAAUUGCUGACACCAUGGCUUACUGCAAAUCCAAAUUCUAUACUGUGAACUGUGGCAUGGCAUAUGGUCAAGCAGCAAUGCUGCUAUCACUUGGAGCCAAGGGUUAUCGGGCACUACAGCCAAAUGCGUCUACAAAAUUAUAUUUGCCGAAAGUCAAUAGAUCAAGUGGUGCGGUGAUUGAUAUGUGGAUCAAGGCAAAAGAGCUAGAUGCAAACACCGACUACUACAUUGAACUUCUAGCAAAAGGAAUUGGUAAGCCAAAGGAAGAAAUUGCGAAAGACAUCCAGCGGCCCAAAUAUUUCCAAACACAAGAAGCAAUCGCCUAUGGCAUUGCAGAUAAGAUAAUUGACUCAAGGGAUGCUGCAUUCGAGAAACGAAACUAUGAUGAGAUGCUAGCCCAAUCAAAAGCUUCAAGGAGGGGGGCAGGUGUUGGGGCACAAGCAGCACCCUCUGGAUUUAGGUAGAGAGUAGAAAAAACCAACAAUGUGCCACAGGGAUUGAAGAAAAGAGGUUGUAAGCUAUUGUUCUAUAUUUUAUGUUUUGGAGGAGCAGGAUACCCUUCGAGGCAGUGUCAACUGACAUGUAUUUAUAUUUUGUAACUGCAUGCAACCAGUUUGGAAAUUACAGGUGCCCAAAAA